AUUUACCGACUGAUUUGUGGUAGGAAUUUUAUUGUUUUUACCCGUCAAUUUUACUUGCACUUGUUUAAUUAUUUUCACAACAAUUAUAACUGAUAUAUCAUAAUUUAGUAAAAAGAAAAGAAGCAUUAAAAAUGACUUUUGAAAGAGGAGCACUAUUAGUUCUGGAAGGAUGUGAUCGAGCAGGAAAAUCAACACAAGUAAAAAUGCUCCUUCAAGCCUUGCAAGAUCGUCAAAUUCCCGCUGAAGUAAUGUCAUUUCCAGACAGAUCGACGACAAUCGGUGCAAAAAUAAAUAAAUAUUUACUAAAAGAAAUUGAUUUGGAACCCGGCGAAAUUCAUUCCUUGUUUUCGCAGAAUCGUUGGGAAAAAGCAAACGACAUGAUAAAAGCUCUUCAAUCGGGAAAAACGCUAAUCGUGGACAGAUACGCCGCUUCUGGUGCUGCAUACGCAUCUGCUUACACCGGAAGGGAUCUUGACUGGUGCAAAAAUCCUGACAAAGGUCUCCCACGACCGGAUCUCGUUGCAUACCUAAAGGUCAGUGAAGAAAACCAAAUGUCAAGGAGCAAUUGGGGUGACGAGAGAUUUGAGAAACGCGAAAUACAAUUAAAUGUCGCUCGUAAUUUUCAAAAACUCGAGGAAGAUAAUUGGAAUAUUAUUGAUGCCAAUCAAACCAUUGACAAUGUUCAGCAACAAAUUCUCAAUGUUGCACUGAAAACAUUACAGCGUGUAAAACAUAGGGAAAUUGAAAAAUUGUAUCAAAACGACGACGACGCAUAAUUUUUGCAAUGAAAAGAAAAAAUUUUAUAUUUUUUCAUGUGAGUAAAUUUAAUUAAAUUCACGACUUAGGUUAAUUGUAUAUAACAAUUUAAAACCUACUUUUUUUAAUAUUUUUGACGGAACAUUUCAGUUGUUUCAGUUAAAAGAAACAAAAAAAUGAAAUUAAAAUUUCUAAAAAAUUUCAGUGAAUCGGAAUUUGGGACGUUUUUCAAUUGUCACAUCGUUUGAUACAUGUCAGUAUUGUGCAAUAUUUCGAAAAUUUAAUUUUCAACAACGAGAAAAACUGGAUUUUUCAUUCACUUGAAUAAACGUUUCAAAUGAA
Leptopilina heterotoma is the source of this 1098-nucleotide messenger RNA. Its product is annotated as thymidylate kinase. Gene Ontology annotation, cellular component: cytosol; nucleus; cytoplasm. Gene Ontology annotation, molecular function: ATP binding; dTMP kinase activity. NCBI's taxonomy places the organism in Eukaryota, Metazoa, Arthropoda, Insecta, Hymenoptera, Figitidae. The coding region runs from base 132 to 776 and encodes 214 amino acids. The transcript is spliced from 3 exons. The record is from RefSeq and is a predicted model, not a curated record. Gene Ontology annotation, biological process: dUDP biosynthetic process; dTTP biosynthetic process; dTDP biosynthetic process.